ACAGAGGAGAGAGAAAACUGCACCAAUAAAGAUCAGGACAGCAACAGCCUGAACUACUGCAACUUAUCUUCAUAUAUAAUAUCAUCCUAAUACAUACAUCCAACAGCCACAAUUAAGAUGUCCCCGGCUAAAGGAAUUGCUAUUGGCAUCGACCUGGGCACCACCUACUCCUGUGUGGGGGUGUUUCAGCAUGGAAAAGUGGAGAUCAUUGCUAACGACCAGGGAAACAGAACAACACCCAGCUACGUGGCCUUCACAGACACAGAGAGGCUCAUCGGAGAUGCUGCAAAAAACCAAGUGGCCAUGAACCCCAACAACACAGUUUUCGAUGCCAAAAGGCUGAUUGGCAGAAAGUUUGAUGAUUCCGUUGUGCAGUCAGACAUGAAGCACUGGCCCUUUCAGGUGAUCAGCGAUGGAGGCAAGCCGAAGGUUCAAGUGGAGUACAAAGGAGAGAGCAAAUCCUUUAACCCUGAAGAGAUCUCCUCCAUGGUUCUUGUGAAAAUGAAAGAAACUGCAGAGGCCUAUCUGGGGCAGAAGGUUACAAAUGCUGUUAUUACAGUCCCUGCAUACUUCAAUGACUCUCAAAGGCAGGCUACUAAAGAUGCUGGGGUAAUAGCUGGACUGAAUGUCCUGAGGAUCAUUAACGAGCCUACAGCUGCAGCGAUCGCCUAUGGUUUGGACAAAGGCAAGAAGGGAGAGCAAAACGUUCUGAUCUUUGACCUGGGUGGUGGUACCUUUGAUGUGUCCAUCCUGACCCUUGAUGAUGGAAUCUUCGAGGUGAAAGCCACAGCAGGAGACACUCACCUUGGAGGAGAGGACUUUGACAAUCGCAUGGUCAACCAUUUUGUGGAGGAAUUUAAAAGGAAGUACAAGAAGGACAUCAGCCAAAACAAGCGGGCACUAAGGAGGCUGCGUACCGCCUGUGAGAGAGCCAAGAGAACCCUGUCCUCCAGCUCUCAGGCCAGCAUUGAAAUUGACUCCCUGUUUGAGGGCAUUGACUUUUACACUUCAGUCACCAGAGCCCGGUUUGAGGAGUUGUGCUCAGACCUCUUUAGAGGAACAUUAGAGCCAGUGGAGAAAGCCUUAAGAGAUGCCAAGAUGGACAAGGCCCAGAUUCAUGACAUUGUCCUAGUUGGAGGUUCUACCAGAAUCCCCAAGAUCCAGAAACUCCUGCAGGAUUUUUUCAAUGGCCGUGAAUUGAACAAGAGCAUCAACCCAGACGAGGCUGUGGCUUAUGGCGCUGCAGUUCAGGCUGCCAUACUAAUGGGUGACUCUUCUGGCAAUGUCCAGGAUUUGCUGCUGCUGGAUGUGGCUCCACUGUCCCUUGGCAUUGAGACAGCAGGAGGUGUCAUGACUACACUCAUCAAACGCAACACCACCAUCCCCACCAAGCAGACGCAGACCUUUAGCACAUAUGCAGACAACCAGCCUGGUGUUCUGAUUCAGGUGUAUGAGGGUGAGAGAGCCAUGACAAAAGACAACAACAUGCUCGGGAGGUUUGAGCUGACGGGCAUCCCACCUGCUCCACGUGGAGUUCCUCAGAUCGAGGUGACACUUGACAUUGAUGCUAAUGGAAUUCUGAAUGUCUCUGCUGUGGACAAAAGCACUGGCAAAGAGAACAAAAUCACCAUCACCAAUGACAAGGGCAGACUGAGUAAGGAAGACAUUGAGAGGAUGGUGCAGGAAGCAGAUAAAUACAAAGCAGAGGACGAUCAACAAAGAGAGAAGAUUGCUGCCAAGAAUUCCCUGGAGUCAUACGCCUAUAACAUGAACAACAGUGUAGAAGAUGACAACAUGAAAGGCAAAAUCAGUGAAGAUGACAAGAAGAAAGUAACUGAAAAGUGCAGCCAGGCGAUUUCAUGGUUGGAGAACAACCAGCUGGCUGAUAAGGAGGAGUUUGAGCACCAGCUAAAGAAACUGGAGAAAGUCUGCAACCCUAUCAUCACUAAACUCUAUCAGGGAGGGAUGCCUACUGGAAGCUGUGGAGCUCAGGCACGAUCUGCCUCAGGAGCAAACACUCAAGGGCCAACUAUUGAAGAAGUGGAUUAAAAUAUGAACUAUACGUGAACUAAACCUUAUACAUAAAUCUUAAUUAUUUUGUCCCAAUUGUUUUCUGGUCUUUUUGAAUAGGUACUAUUACUUUUUUCAGAUCUAGCUAUCUGUCUGUCUAUCUAAUUGCAUUACAGGUUAAAUAUAAGGCUGAGUAAAUAUAAACUGGGAACAUGAUAAAUAUCUUAUUUUGCAAUAACAAUGAUUGUAACUGAAAAAUAAUGAGUUGUGCAAAACAGAACACUCACAUACUUGUAAAUAUUGUCAAUAUACUUAUAUGCUAUAUAAUGUAAUUCAUUUUUGUAGCAGCAGUUGUCUUCUUCUUGUGUUUAGAUCUGAAUGUUUUGAUGUAAACUUUGUAUUAAGAAUGAAAUAAAGUAUUUUCAAUUUACUGUAAUGCCCUGAAUGUUCUUCUAUCUCAGAGAAUAAAUAACGUAAUGUUUUCCAGCUCAGUGAUUACUGGGGGCUAAAAAGAAAAUACCAACUGUUAGCCAGCAGAGGUCAGUAUUUCUGUGGUUAUUUAAGGUAAUGUGGUCUUCCUGUCAAAGAGCUUUCUCCAAAGAGCUUUCUCCAAAGAGCUCAUUUAUGAAAGCAUUGUUUGCC
Molecule: messenger RNA, 2652 nt
Organism: Trichomycterus rosablanca
Lineage: Eukaryota; Metazoa; Chordata; Actinopteri; Siluriformes; Trichomycteridae
Gene: hsp70.3
Product: heat shock cognate 70-kd protein, tandem duplicate 3
Exons: 2
Coding region: 118-2049 (643 amino acids)
Cellular component (GO): vesicle; plasma membrane; cytosol
Molecular function (GO): ATP binding; ubiquitin protein ligase binding; ATP-dependent protein folding chaperone
Source: RefSeq, a predicted model, not a curated record